Molecule: messenger RNA, 555 nt
Organism: Cylicocyclus nassatus
Lineage: Eukaryota; Metazoa; Nematoda; Chromadorea; Rhabditida; Strongylidae
Source: the annotation of a GenBank genome assembly
AUGUUGCCAUUGUUGCUCAUUCUACCUGCCGUGAUGGCGGACUCAUUUUGGAUGACCGCCGAUUUGCUGAGAGUGGACUGGAGUGAAGGAUGUCUAACCACCGCCGGUUGUUCUCACCCCAGAUUUGAGAUAAUUGGAGAUUUGCUCCCACUAACUGAGGAGAUCUCUAUCAGCUGGACUAUCUCCGAGCAUUUUGUGCAGCAUACCUCGCGCUCAUUCGUGUCCCAUUGGGCAAAAGGUCUGAAGCUUAGGUGCCAGGUGGUUGGCACCGAUCCGCUCUAUGGAUUUCCACGAGUCUGUGACCAUACCGCGUUAGUUCGGGCCUUUCCGGAUGGAAUCGACGAAUUCUUGGAACGGAGGCGACGCCAGGCGACAGUCACGACCACCCCAAUGCCAGAAGAGGAACUGGGCAAAAGGAUGAUUGAAAUUCGGGCCAGAUGUUUUAACGCCACUGUGGCAGUGGAGAAGCAUACGGAGAGAUGUCCAUGGUGCCCGGAUCCAUCGGAUGUGGCGCUCAUCGAACAGAGGGCUAGUCAAUGGCCCUUAUUGUUAUAA